UUUUCACCUACUAUAAAUAGGGGAAAGUAGGAGGGGAAGAGUGGUUGAACAUCAAAGGCAGUGGCAGUACAUCUCUGAUUAGCGAGGAAUCGAAUAGUCUCGAAGAAAUUAAGAAUGUCGGGAGUCACCAAUCAAGAGGAGGACAAGAAGCCCACUGAACAAGCUGCUCACAUCAAUCUUAAGGUCAAAGGCCAGGAUGGUAAUGAAGUUUUCUUCAGGAUUAAGAGGAGCACUCAACUGAAGAAGCUCAUGAAUGCUUACUGUGAUCGACAGUCUGUGGAAAUGAAUUCUAUUGCAUUUCUUUUUGAUGGUCGUCGGCUUCGCGGGGAGCAGACUCCUGAUGAGUUGGAAAUGGAGGAUGGGGAUGAGAUAGAUGCAAUGCUGCACCAAACAGGAGGUGCUAUUGCAUAGUGUAUUGGUUUGUUGAGUUGGUAAUUUAUUAGGGAGAUAAUAUUAGUACUAAGCAGAUUAGUAUUUCUUAAAAACAAUGGGUAGAACUGUUUCACCUGUCUGCAGUACAUCUUUUCUGAACUUUAUUUGCCUAGUAGCUUAGAGUUGUAAUAUGGUGUGUAACUCGGCACAGUGUCUGGUUUUAUAAUGUUAACGAAGCUUGUUUCUUCUUAA
Molecule: messenger RNA, 624 nt
Organism: Hevea brasiliensis (rubber tree)
Lineage: Eukaryota; Viridiplantae; Streptophyta; Magnoliopsida; Malpighiales; Euphorbiaceae
Product: small ubiquitin-related modifier 1
Exons: 3
Coding region: 115-411 (98 amino acids)
Biological process (GO): protein sumoylation
Cellular component (GO): nucleus
Molecular function (GO): ubiquitin-like protein ligase binding; protein tag activity
Source: RefSeq, a predicted model, not a curated record